CUCCGUGGCACUGAAAUCAGUCUGAGUCGGAAGGUUAGCGCGAAAGUGUGGCUCGACAAAGAGAAAUCUGCGGUGAAAAUAGUUUUCUAAACUCAAAAAGAGAACAACUUCGAGAUGGUGGUCGUAAAUAACAAGCAAAAGAUUUCGGUGCCCGAGUACUUGAACGAAGAAUUCUUCACCGAAACUCUGGAAGAGGGUCUGCGGGAGACAAAGGUUACCCUCGAAGAAAUUAACUUUGAGUGGGGCAGCAACCCGGGGGACAACUACUGCUCGGCCAUCUAUCGCGUGCAGGUGACAUUCGCCAAAUGGUUGGAUGGCAAGGAGUCCGCGAACAAGGAGCAACUUUCGCUGAUUGUCAAGACUAUCCCGAUCACCGAGGCCACACAGUUCCUCGAGGAUGUGAGUGUUUUCAUCAAGGAGAAGCAGACCUAUACGGAUAUACUCCCUCGGUUGGAAAUACUCAGUCGCGGCGACAAGUUUGGGGCCAAAUACUACCAUUCCGUAAAGGGACCCGUGCAGACGAUUGUCUUUAGCGACCUGAAAGUGGAGGGCUUCGGGGUGGCUUCACGCGAGACAGGACUCGACUGGAAUCAUGCCUCGCUCAUUCUGCAGCAGCUGGGCAAAUUUCACGCCACUUCCAUGGUGCUGGCACAGAAGGAUCCAGAAAUCGUGAAGCAGUACACCCGCGGCAUGCUCAGCGAGGAUAUUCUGAUGAAGACCGACACCUUUGAGAACAUGUUCGGUGGCUUCCUCAAGGGCCUCGUCAAGGUCUCUGCCGGUUGGCCCGGCUACAAGCACAUCAGCGAACAUCUGCAGCGUUUUAGUAACAAUUUCCGGAACGUGUGUGCAGCGGCCGCAAAGCCCAAGCCCGGCGAUCGCUAUGUGGUGCUGAAUCACGGCGACAUGUGGACCAACAACUUCAUGUAUGGCUAUGACAAUGCAGCCCAGCCGGAGGUGCCCACGCGUGCCAUCUUCGUGGACUUUCAGCUGUCCUUCUACGGCAGUCCAGCCUGCGAUCUGAACUUCUUCCUGAACACCAGCCUCCAGUUUGAGUUGGUGCAAGAGCGCCGCGAGGAGCUCAUCGAGGUGUAUUAUGAGGCCUUCAGGGAUACCCUAGAGUACGCACGAUUUGAGCACAUUCCCACCUACGAGGACCUGCUCUACGAGCUGCGUAGCCGCGAGACCUAUGGCGUGUUUGCCAUGUUUGCUUUCCUGCCCAUGAUCACCAUGCCCAAGGAGCUGUCGGCGGACAACAGCAUCGACAACAUGCAGGAUGAAUCCUUUAAGCAGAAGAAAAUGGAUGCCAUCUUUGCCCAAAAGUCUCUCAACGACUACCAGAAGUGGGCCCUCAAGCGCUUCGAUGCGCUCGGCGUCUUUGGGGAUUACUAGACGUUGAAGACUUCUCUUCAUAAUGGGGUUAGGUAUUGACUAACAUUUGUGAUAAAAGACAAUGCAAUGGAUUCAAGAUGGGUGUCACCGAGCACCACAUCUGUGCCACAGAGCAGCCAGCUUGUUGUAGAUUUUGUGUACAAGGAUCUACAAGUGACUGUCUGUAGAGUGGAGUUCAAUUAAACAAAAGCAAUGCAA
Molecule: messenger RNA, 1587 nt
Organism: Drosophila subobscura
Lineage: Eukaryota; Metazoa; Arthropoda; Insecta; Diptera; Drosophilidae
Exons: 3
Coding region: 115-1389 (424 amino acids)
Source: RefSeq, a predicted model, not a curated record